ACAUAAACUACAAACUAAUGAAGAAAAGAGUGAAGCAAUAUUCUCAACAAAUAGAACUCGGAACACAAGAUCGACGGUUUGUACUUAAGGAUUUCUCAAGAAUGCUAGAUGUUCAGCUUGAGAAGACUGUUCUUUUCCUGUUGGAACAACAAGGGCUUUUGGCAAGCAGGAUAGCAAGGCUUGGAGAACAGCAGGAUGGUGCUCAGCAAGAGCCUGAAAUGAGCAAAAGGUCUGAAUUGCGAGAAGCUUAUAGAACAGCAGGACAAGAUCUAUUGAAGCUUCUCUAUUUUGUAGAGAUAAAUGCUGUUGGUUUGCGAAAAAUCUUGAAGAAGUUUGACAAACGCUUUGGCUAUAGAUUUACUGAUUACUACGUUAAAACUCGUGCGAAUCAUCCUUAUUCCCAGCUGCAACAAGUGUUCAAGCAAGUGGGUCUAGGAGCUGUUGUAGGAGCCUUAUCUCGCAACCUUAAUGAACUUCAGGACCAUCAAGGAAGCUACUUAUCAAUUUAUGAUGAGCCUACUCUUCCCCUUCAGGAUCCUGUCAUCGAUUUGAUAAUAGCAGCCGUGGAUAGGUUAACUCAUUCAACCAAUUUCCUUCACUUUCUGGGGCAACAUGCACUCAUUAUGCAAGAAGAGCUGCCUGCACCUACUGAUGAGCUUGUUGAUGAUCAGAGCUACCAUUUUAUGUCUCUUCUAUUAAACUUGGCUAACACAUUUUUGUAUAUGGUCAAUACAUAUAUCAUUGUCCCUACAGCAGAUGAUUACUCUAUGUACCUUGGGGCUGCACCAACGGUUUGUGGUAUUGUGAUCGGUGCAAUGGCCGUCGCUCAGCUAUUUUCGUCGGUAUAUUUCAGUGCGUGGUCAAAUAAAUCAUACUUCCAACCUCUUGUAUUCAGUAGCAUAAUUCUUUUUCUCGGAAAUGCCAUGUAUGCCUUAGCGUAUGAUCUUAAUUCAAUAUGGAUUCUCCUAAUUGGCCGUCUUUGCUGUGGAUUUGGUUCUGCUAGAGCUGUUAACCGGCGCUACAUUAGCGAUUGUGUGCCUUUAAAAAUCCGCAUGCAAGCAUCGGCAGGUUUUGUUAGUGCCAGCGCUCUUGGAAUGGCUUGUGGUCCUGCAUUAGCUGGUUUACUGCAGACAAAUUUUAAGAUUUACAAGAUUACAUUUAAUCAAGAUACUUUGCCAGGGUGGGUUAUGACUGUUGCUUGGCUUGUAUAUUUAAUAUGGUUGUGGAUCUCUUUUGUGGAACCUUCUCGUGAAUUUGAAGAGAAUCAUACAACAAAUAAAUCUAAUGCUGUAGACAACAACGCACUUGAAAAAGGCCUAAAACAACCGUUGCUAAUUAGUUCUGAGGAUAAGGAAGAUGAAGAGGCUGACGAUGGUGGAGAAGCUCCAGAAGGAUCACGUCGACCAGCCAAUUCAAUUGGAUCGGCAUAUAGACUCCUUACACCUUCUGUAAAGGUUCAGUUGUUGAUAUACUUCAUGCUCAAAUAUGUAAUGGAAAUUUUACUAUCAGAAUCUAGUGUUGUCACAACAUACUACUUUAACUGGUCAACAAGCACAGUUGCCAUUUUUCUUGCUGGCCUUGGCUUGACAGUUCUUCCUGUAAACAUCAUUGUUGGAAGCUAUAUAAGCAACAUGUUUGACGACAGGCAAAUUCUUUUGGCAUCAGAAAUCAUGGUUUUAGUUGGCAUACUCUCGGCCUUUCAUGUAAUCAUUCCAUACUCCGUACCACAAUACAUCUGUUCAGGUCUUCUUAUGUUUGUUUCUGCUGAAGUACUGGAAGGCAUCAACUUAUCGCUGCUCUCACGUGUUAUGUCAUCAAGGCUUUCUCGAGGAACAUAUAAUGGAGGGCUUCUAUCUACAGAGGCUGGAACAAUUGCAAGAGUGAUUGCUGAUGCAACUAUUACCCUUGCUGGCUACUUGGGUGUGAGUAGGCUCCUAAAUAUCACCCUGCUUCCUUCCCUCUUCAUUUGCAUAUUUUCCAUCAUUGCAACAUGCUAUACCUACAACUCUCUAUAUUGAUAUCUGUGGCUGGCUGCAAUGGAAAAGGAGAAUGCUGUUUGACACAACCUUCGUCUCAUUCGCUUGUUAGUUGAGCCUUAAAGCAUGCAUUGAUGUAUGUUUUAAGAAAAUUUUGACCCCCUUGGUUCAUUUGUCCAUUCUAUUUUCUUGAUCUAUAAAGACCUUAAGCUCGGUAAGGUAGCAAAAGUGGUGCAUGUGUUAGUUGAAGGUGGGUUUGGCAGAAUUACAGUGUGGCCGUCAUGAUUUUUGCGAAAAUUACAUUUUCAAGAUUCAAGAAAAUUGCAAUGCUAUUGUGAUUUUAUCAAACUCACUAUAAUUCCAAACAUGCACGUAGUAGACCAUCGAGCUUUUACCUAAAUCAUGUAAGGUUGUCCAAAUGCACAUUCUUAGCUGAAUGGAAUGGAUUCCUGAUAUUAAGAUCAAUUUUUGACACGAGAUCUAGUUAUUUGAAA
Medicago truncatula (barrel medic) is the source of this 2470-nucleotide messenger RNA. Its product is annotated as SPX domain-containing membrane protein At4g22990. Gene Ontology annotation, biological process: transmembrane phosphate ion transport from cytosol to vacuole. The record is from RefSeq and is a predicted model, not a curated record. Lineage: Eukaryota; Viridiplantae; Streptophyta; Magnoliopsida; Fabales; Fabaceae. Gene Ontology annotation, molecular function: transmembrane transporter activity. Gene Ontology annotation, cellular component: plant-type vacuole membrane. The transcript has 9 exons. Bases 18 to 2018 code for a protein of 666 amino acids.